Messenger RNA from Caenorhabditis auriculariae, 715 nucleotides. The record is from the annotation of a GenBank genome assembly. NCBI's taxonomy places the organism in Eukaryota, Metazoa, Nematoda, Chromadorea, Rhabditida, Rhabditidae.
AUGCCUGUUGACGCUACUGUAAACAAAUGUUCGAAUGGACUGGCGACAAAGACAACUAUCGCCCUCUUAGAUUCUCCCUCGGUUUUUGUGUCGUCCUGACCUUUUGACUCACUGACUCGUUCUUGACCCGGAAUCUGGUAACCUUUUUUUCAUCAGUUUCUUUAUUUAAGAAACGUAUCAUUCUUGCCUUCAACUUUUUUUUUACGAAGUUUACUUUUAUGAAACACAAAAUCUUAUUGAAAUGUUUACUCAAUUACAUAUUUCUUGAUCAGAAACAUAAAGACCAAUCGAUUCGUUUCUUCGAUUUGUUCAAUCCACUUUUCGCGAUACUACCUUCAUUUCGUGGUUCCUUUCUAACUUUAGAAUAGAUCUCAGAACAAAACAGUGAAGUGGCGGAGGAUGUCGCUGGGCCUUUCUUGGUUCCGGCGACGGUUCAGCUACCACGACGAAGGUCUUCUCGCCGUCUGCGCCGACGACUCUGAACCCGGCAUCCGUCUUCAAGGUUCGCAUCUUUUUUUCUGUAGUUUCUCAUUUCGCGGCUUUAUUCUUUGUCUGUCAUUGUUGAUAGUAGACUUUGAACGACCCAAUGGAGGUCCAAGAGGAAUGGCUCGACGUGUAGCGGCUGCGGAACGGUUAGAACAUCUUAAGCGCGAUGAAGUCGGAACUAUCAUGUAGGCCGACCGCAACGCUGCGAGCCACUACAAUCAGCUAUUGA